Molecule: messenger RNA, 3068 nt
Organism: Myxocyprinus asiaticus (Chinese sucker)
Lineage: Eukaryota; Metazoa; Chordata; Actinopteri; Cypriniformes; Catostomidae
Product: transcription factor SOX-4-like
Exons: 3
Coding region: 324-1394 (356 amino acids)
Biological process (GO): cell differentiation; anatomical structure morphogenesis; regulation of DNA-templated transcription
Molecular function (GO): DNA-binding transcription factor activity, RNA polymerase II-specific; RNA polymerase II cis-regulatory region sequence-specific DNA binding
Source: RefSeq, a predicted model, not a curated record
CAGACGAGGGGGGCCAUCCCUACAAAGAGGGAGCAGGGAGGAGAAACAGCAGACAAGGACAGAGAGAGUGACUGAGAGAAGCUAGAGGGAGAGAGAGAGAGCACGUCUGAGAGAGAGAGGGUCUGCAUGCAGACUGCCCAGGACAGCAGGCGCACGAGAGCUUUUUUCAAGUGACUUCAUCACAAUUGCAACAGCAGAGGAGAUGCUCAUAUGAGGAGAGCAAGUGACUCAGAAUUACUCUGCAUUGUAUCACAAGAGGCUCUCUUUGUUUCAACUGAAAACGCAGGAAUUGAGUUGCUGCAUCUUGGAGUGUUUAGUCAUGGAUGACUCUAGAGAACCUACUGAAUAGAUCUCAGCCCUGCAUCAUGGUUCAGCAAAGGAGCCACAAAUACUCGUCAGCCAUGGACAGCAAUUCUACCAGAAAGGUGUUUGUGGGACUGGCAGCAGAAGAUGAUGCUGAGGUGUUUGGACACGUACCCUCCAAUAAAGACCCUAACUGGUGCAAAACUCCUACUGGGCACAUCAAAAGACCAAUGAACGCUUUUAUGGUCUGGUCCCAGAUUGAGAGACGAAAGAUCAUGGAGCAGUGGCCAGACAUGCACAAUGCCGAGAUCUCAAAACGACUUGGAAAACGCUGGAAAUUACUGCCCGAUUAUGAGAAGAUCCCCUUCAUCAAAGAGGCAGAGAGGUUGCGGCUUAAGCACAUGGCUGACUAUCCUGACUACAAGUACCGUCCCAGGAAGAAGAGCAAGUGCUCCACCCCUGUGAAACUUGGGGAGAAGCUGCCCCUGAAAUCCAGCAAGUCCCAUUCAGGAAGGUCUACUGGGCUCUCCAGCAAAGGGCUAAAGAUAAAACCCACUUCUUCCAAGCAUAACUUCAGUGGCAAUAAAUACAAGAGCUACAGCGAGAGCAUGAGCGAUGACGACACAGUGGAUGUAAACAUAGAAAGUCCAGUGACGUUACAAGAUGAUCACAGCCAGACAAGUCACCUUGUCCUCCACAAGCAGGCUACUGUUCACUCUGAGAACCAGCAAGCAGUUCCUGAGCUCAGAGUGAAGGUGCCCAUCUCCCACACCAGCAGCAUUCAAAGCCUCUCCGACAGCGAGUGCCAGGCUCCACCAGAAUCCACGAUGAGUGAGCCACGAAGGUCAACGUCUGGAAGAUCUUCCACACCGAACUCCACCAGCUCCUCCUCUUUAGUGUCGUCAGUGUGUUCAGAUGAGGAACUGGAUGAGGAACUCUUGCAUAUUAUAUCUAACAGUAUGCCUAUGGACUGCUCCACUUUGGACAAGGACUUUGAAGCAUUUCAUGCCAACUCAGGAUCUCAUUUUGACUUCCCAGAUUACUGCACUCCAGAGUGUGUGGCGAGCAGGGCGGAGCCGAGCGGCGUCUGAGCAGAGCGAGGCCGGGAAGAUAAGUGGCGAAUGACUUCCAUCUGCGUACCACACCGGCCUUGCCUUCCAGCGAGAUGAGACGGGAGUAUUUAAGGAGAAGAGACAGUGGCAGACGGGAGAGAGAUAUAUUAAGCUUGUCCACGUGUUUAAUUGUUUUUAUAAUUUGACGCAGCUGGCUGAAAAGCAGUGCAUGUUUUUUUCUUUGUAUGCUGAAAAGUCAUUAAAUGGCCCAUCACAGUCUAAUUUGUCCCACCAGAGUUUCAUAAUGAACCGAAAAUAUUUUUACACUUCCAUAAUAACAUAAGUAUUCAUGUAAACACAGAGAGUGAUGUCAAAAGUAAACGUAAACAGCGGAGAAAAAAGCAGAUUUGUAUUAAAAUGUCGGACUUGUCAGUGUAAAUGUAAGCUAAUAGACUUGCUGCUGUCUAGUAUGUCAUUAUAAUAAUAAUAAUAAAAAAAACAGAAAAAGAAAAUGAUAAAACACUCACUGCUCUUGGCUGGGUCUUUAAAAAGACCAGAAGUAAUUUAAUGUUGCAUUUAAUUCUGAAUGUUUCCUUGAAUACUUGAAUACUGCUGUUAAAAACUUUUAAAGCUGUUAAAAAAGCACUGGAUUUUUUUAUUUAUUUUUUUAUUACUGACUGUUUACUAGUCUUGAAUAAAUACUUAAGAACUUGAAACCAUUCUUCGAUAAUUAACAAAUUAGUUAGUGUUAUUAUUUGUUGUGAUAUUGAGAAUUAUCAAAUUUCACGGCCGACUACUGAAAUUGUGGUAUUGUGAUAAUGUAUAGCCUUUACUGUACAUGGCAGACCUUGCUGCAAUAAUAUGAUGAAAAAAUAGAUCUCUUUCCAUAGAACUAUGACCAUCCCUGCUGUUAAUGGUGGUGAUGGAGGUUUUUCUUUAUUUGACUACCAUACGUAACAAAAUAAUUACCAUAUGACAAUAGCCUCCUCCCCUACCCAGUGCAAUUUCUGUUACAGAGAACUGAGUUGAUUGCACAGGUACACUAUUAGGUUGGGCAUCAGUCAUAAUUUUAGAAAAAUAUACAACAUAAACUUUGACAUGUUACUUGAGCAUGUAACUUAAAUGUCCUUUAUUCUCUCCGGACAAGUAACUUUUUUACUCGGACAAGUGAAUGACCAAUUUAAUUGUCCGGAGGACAAGAACAUAACAAUGCUUAAUGUCAAACCCUGGCUCAUAUAUAUGCUCUCGAUUUUGUGUUUUGACCAUUUGUGAACUGUGUUAAACUCCAUCUCGUUUACCAUGCUUUGUGGGUGUGACUUUUUUGCUGUGUCAUCACCAUUCAUAUCUAUACAAGCAAUGUGUUUAUGAUUAAAUUACUACUAGACCAUAAAAUUGUUUACAAGAGCACAAAGUUCUUCAUAGAUCUAGCCUCUUAAGUUUGCUCUCAAAAUGCAUCAGAUUGAUGCAUUUAACUUUAAAAUGUACAAAAUUAUCUUAUGGGGUCCAUGCCCCUGGACCCCCCUAGAGGGACUGAAGUCCACCCACCACAGUCUCACAAAACCCUGUGGGAAACACUGAUGUUAUAUGUAUGUUUCAGGAAGUAAUAAAGAAAAACGUGACAAAAAUAGACACUCCUGUUUAUUAUAUUUACAGUAUGUGUAUCAGUGGGAAUUUCAAACACUAAUACUCACUGCAGUUUGGCCUCUGAGUGAA